Messenger RNA from Physeter macrocephalus (sperm whale), 3765 nucleotides. It is a transcript of the gene FMNL1, whose product is annotated as formin like 1. NCBI's taxonomy places the organism in Eukaryota, Metazoa, Chordata, Mammalia, Artiodactyla, Physeteridae. The transcript has 25 exons. The coding region runs from base 1 to 3441 and encodes 1146 amino acids. Gene Ontology annotation, cellular component: cytosol. The record is from RefSeq and is a predicted model, not a curated record. Gene Ontology annotation, molecular function: small GTPase binding; actin filament binding. Gene Ontology annotation, biological process: cortical actin cytoskeleton organization; cell migration; regulation of cell shape.
AUGGGCAACGCGGCCGGCAGCGCGGAGCAGCCCGCGAGCCCCGCAGCGCUGUCCCCCAAGCAUCCCGCGGCGCCCAAGCAGCCGAUGCCCGCGACCGGAGAGCUGGAGGAGAGGUUUAACCGGGUCCUGAACUGCAUGAACUUGCCCCCGGACAAGGUCCAGCUGCUGAGCCAGUAUGACAACGAGAAGAAGUGGGAGCUCAUCUGUGACCAGGAGCGGUUUCAAGUCAAGAACCCCCCUGAAGCCUAUAUCCAGAAGCUGAAGAGCUACCUGGAAAUCGGUGGGGUCAGCCGAAAGGUAGCAGCAGAUUGGAUGUCCAACUUAGGGUUUAAGAGGAGAGUCCAGGAGUCCACCCAGGUGCUACGGGAGCUGGAGACCUCCCUGAGGACCAACCACAUUGGGUGGGUGCAGGAGUUCCUCAACGAGGAGAACCGUGGCCUGGAUGUGCUGCUCGAGUACCUGGCCUUCGUGCAGUGCUCUGUCACGUACUACAUGGAGAGCACAGACAACGGGGCCCCGGGCUCCGAGAAGAGCAAGCCGCAGUCGGUGGAAGAUCUCAGCAAGGGCCCGCCCUCAUCCUUGCUGCCACAGCCCAAGAGCCGCCACCUGACCAUCAAGCUGACCCCGGCCCAUAGCAGGAAGGCCCUGAGGAAUUCCCGCAUCGUCAGCCAGAAGGAUGACGUCCAUGUCUGCAUCAUGUGUCUGCGUGCCAUCAUGAACUACCAGUCUGGCUUCAGCCUCGUCAUGAACCACCCAGCCUGUGUCAAUGAGAUUGCUCUGAGCCUCAACAACAAGAACCCUAGAACCAAGGCUCUGGUGCUGGAGCUGCUGGCGGCAGUGUGCCUGGUUCGGGGAGGACACGAUAUCAUCCUUUCUGCCUUUGACAACUUCAAGGAGGUAUGUGGGGAGCAGCACCGCUUUGAAAAGCUGAUGGAAUAUUUCCGGAACGAGGACAGCAACAUCGACUUCAUGGUGGCCUGCAUGCAGUUCAUCAACAUUGUGGUACAUUCAGUGGAGAACAUGAACUUCCGCGUCUUCCUGCAAUAUGAAUUCACCCACCUGGGCCUGGACGUGUACUUGGAGAGGCUUCGGCUCACGGAGAGUGACAAGCUGCAGGUGCAGAUUCAGGCCUACUUGGACAAUGUUUUUGACGUGGGCGCGCUGCUGGAGGACACUGAGACCAAGAAUGCUGUGCUGGAGCACGUGGAGGAGCUGCAGGAGCAGGUGGCCCUGCUGACAGAGCGGCUUCGGGAUGCGGAGAACGAAUCCAUGGCCAAGAUCGCAGAACUGGAAAAGCAGCUAAGCCAGGCCCGAAAGGAGUUGGAGACCCUGCGGGAGCGCUUCAGCGAAUCGACCCCCAUGGGCACCUCCAGACGUCCCCCUGAGCCUGAGAAAGUGCCUGCCCCUGCCCCGGCGCGGCCCUCAGCGCUAGAGCUGAAGGUGGAGGAGCUGGAGGAAAAGGGGUUGAUCCGUAUCCUGAGGGGGCCCGGGGAUGCCGUCUCCAUCGAGAUCCUCCCGGUCGCUGUGGCAACUCCGAGCGGCAGCGAUGCCCCGACUCCGGGGGUGCCCACCGGCUCCCCCAGCCCAGAACUCCCACCUGCAGCAGAGCCGGUUCCCGGAGCAGCAACCCCACCGCCGCCGCUGCCGCCCCCACUACCUGGUCUCCCCGCCCAGCAGGAAGCCACGCCCCUGGCGCCCCCACUUGCCCCGCCCCUCCCAGGCAGUCCGGAGCCCCCGCCCCCGCCGCCGCUGCCGGGAGACCAGCCGCCCCCACCCCCGCCGCCACCGCUGCCUCCCGGCGCUGACGGGCCGGUGCCUCCACCCCCGCCACCGCCUCCGGGAGGUCCCUCUGCUGCUCUUGGAGGGCCUAGCUCAGAGAUGGGCCCGGGAAUGAAGGCCAAGAAACCCAUCCAGACCAAGUUCAGAAUGCCACUCUUAAACUGGGUGGCCCUGAAACCCAACCAGAUCACAGGCACUGUCUUCACUGAGCUCAAUGACGAGAAGGUGCUGCAGGAGCUGGACAUGAUUGACUUUGAGCACCAGUUCAAGACUAAGUCCCAAGGCCCCAACCUAGACCUUAGUGCCCUCAGGAGUAAGGCAGCCCAGAAGGCCCCCAGCAAAGCCACGCUCAUCGAGGCCAACCGGGCCAAGAACCUGGCCAUCACCCUGCGCAAGGGCAACCUGGGGGCGGACCGCAUCUGCCAGGCCAUCGAGACGUACGACCUGCAGACCCUUGGCCUGGACUUCCUGGAGUUGCUGACCCGCUUCCUGCCCACAGAGUAUGAACACAGCCUCAUCGCCCGUUUCGAGCGGGAGCAGCGACCCGUAGAGGAGCUGUCAGAGGAGGACCGUUUCAUGCUGCGCUUCAGCCGCAUCCCCCGCCUGCCCGAGCGCAUGAACACGCUCACCUUCCUGGGCAACUUCCCAGACACUGCGCAGCUGCUCAUGCCGCAACUGAAUGCCAUCAUUGCAGCCUCAAUGUCCAUCAAGUCCUCGGACAAACUCCGCCAGAUCCUGGAGAUCGUCCUGGCUUUCGGCAACUACAUGAACAGCAGCAAGCGUGGAGCAGCCUAUGGCUUCCGGCUCCAGAGUCUGGAUGCGCUGCUGGAGAUGAAGUCGACUGACCGCAAGCAGACGCUGCUGCACUACCUGGUGAAGGUCAUUGCUGAGAAGUACCCACAGCUCACAGGUUUCCACAGCGACCUGCACUUUCUGGACAAGGCAGGCUCAGGUACGGGUGCGGGGAGGGGCUCAGCCCUGGGGACGGAUACAGGUUGGGAGAAAGCAACAGGAUCACAGGAGGUAACUGGUCGGGAAUGCUGCCUCUCUGAUUCCCUGCUUCUCUACUGCCCCACCUCCCACUCAGUGUCCCUGGACAGCGUGCUGGCCGACGUGCGCUCCCUGCAGCGAGGCCUGGAGUUGACCCAGCGGGAGUUUGUGCGGCAGGAUGACUGCGCGGUGCUCAAGGAGUUCCUGAGGGCCAACUCGCCCAUCAUGGAUAAGCUGCUGGCAGACAGCAAGACGGCUCAGGAAGCCUACGAGUCUGUGGUGGAGUACUUUGGAGAGAACCCCAAGACCACGUCCCCCUCCAUGUUCUUUUCCCUCUUCAGUCGCUUCAUCAAAGCCUAUAAGAAAGCCGAGCAGGAGGUGGAACAGUGGAAGAAAGCAGCAGCUGCCCAGGAGGCAGGCACCGACACCCCGGGGAAAGGGGAGCCCCCAGCACCCAAGUCCCCGCCCAAGAUGCGGCGGCAACAGAUGGACCUCAUCUCUGAGCUGAAACGGAAGCAGCAGAAGGAGCCACUCAUCUAUGAGAGUGACCGUGAUGGGGCCAUUGAAGAUAUCAUCACAGUGCUCAAGACGGUGCCCUUCACUGCUCGCACCGGCAAGAGGACGUCCAGGCUCCUCUGUGAGGCCAGCCUGGGAGAGGAGAUCCCCCUCUAGCCCCCAGGUACCCAGCGGCCUGGCCUCUGAUCCCAGUGGCUGCCCACAGCCCUGGGGGCCCUUGGGGGGACUGAGUCAUGCUGCCCUCCCCUGGACCAUGCAUGGCUGGGCUGUGUUGGAGGGAGGUCUGAUAAACAAACAGGCUCCCUCCCACGUGCACACAACCUGUGUCCCUAGAGGGGUGAGGCCUGUGCCCUGGAGUGGUGUCCCAACCCCGGGCAGACUCCUGAAAAGGUAAAUGUCUCUCCUCCCCGCCUCCAGAUCUGCGGAACCAGCCCUACAUCCGCGCAGACACAGGCCGUCGCAGCGCUCGUCGGCGCACCC